CCAGAAAGCCAUCUCCCCAACUAAUAACCUAUUUACGACGACAGAACGGUUUGUUAAAGCGCGGGCGGUCACGUUAUGGGUUUAGCACAAAUCCGCGCUGGGGUUCUCUCCCCGGAAUGGAGCUCUCCUCGCCGCCACGCCGAAUUCUCCUGAAAUCGCUCCCUUCCUGGCGCACCGGGCGGCGUGGGCUGCAGCAGGGGCUGGGCGAGCCGCGACUCCUGCUCCGAGCAAUGCCCAGCUCGGCUCCGGGGCACGGAGCGCGACAGAAGGAGGCUGCGAGGAUCUGCGAGGCGAAGCCCACAACAAAAGGCAACCAGCCGCCCGUGUGCCCGGCUCGGGGCACGUCUCCGCCUCGUCGCGAGGGCUGCUUCAAAACCCAGGCUCUGCCUCGCAUCAGGAGCCCCAGCCGGUCACGGAGCAAGCUGGGGCCGGCAGCCGCGGCCCCCUCGUCCCGCCGCGGCGACCCGGAGAUGCGAGGACGGCGGCCGCCUGCGGGACCCGUGUAAGAGCGCGGCCUUGUCGGUGACUCCUGCAGCUUGGCAUGUGCUGGAUCUAUCGGUGAUACACAAAUAGUUAUUAGCUCUUCAAGACGUUCUACCUCGGCCCUUCCUUCCGACGUAUGACACAUGCAGCAUGUUUCAGCCAUUCUGUUACUUGCAAGUCACGUGUGCUGCGGCCCUGCCAAGAGUUAUUAGAUAUAAAUCUCUCUCAGUUUAUGCAUACCUGGACAGGAAAGGCUUUUUCAUGAUUCAUGUUGCAGUGAGAAGCACAAAUCAUCUUCCUGAGGUGUAAACAACAACACGUGAUUUCUUUCCCCUAUCAUAACGGAUAAUUAGUGUCUUCUUUACAGUGAAUCAUACCGAAGCAAUCUUAUCGUUAUUAGUUUGCACACAGCGCUUCAAGAAAUCCCAAGAUGUUUUCGUGCCACGUUUCGCACAGACGAGGAAAGGGUGAGGGAACAGCACUGCUGCCGUCCCGAGCCACUUUGCUCCCAGACGGCCAAAGAGAAGCCUCGGGGCUGAUGGCGCGUUGCAGCAGCGGAGCAGCCCAGGCAGAGGAUGGGGGAGUGGAAGGAAAAUAGGGCUGCUGCAGUGGGGUGAAAGCAGCUGUUUCUGUUCGGAAGCUCCAAUGGCUAAACCCCUGUCUGGUCGCAGACGGUUCACCAUCGCCUGCUGAGCAGCACCUCCUAGCGUGCUGCCCAACCUUCUCCUGAAAACACUUUAAUCCUCCCAGCCAGGAAGGCAGCAGCUUCUGAAAAGGAGCUGUAUGUAAGCUAGAGGUGGCCCUGUCGCUGGGCUGAGCGGUAGGAAACAGGAAAGAACAGGAUUAGCGGGUGCACAAAUAAACAAAGCAGAAAAGAGGCAGAUGUCUUGCCUGGCCAACCCAGCUGAGUCCCCUGGAGGUGUCCUCAAACAUGUGUGGGGAGACCGAGGUGCUAGCGUCUGCUCGCAUUUCCAGAUGGCUCCUAAGGAUAAGCAGCCACUGUUUGUGGUAAGCAGGCACAGAUUAAGAGGGCAGAGUGUAGCCUGGACAAACAAGGAGGAAAAGCUCGAACAGAGCGGGUCAGGGCGAGGCCCCGCUUUUGUCUGGAGGGACCCGAGUGCUCAGCGCGCCCAGACUGAUGGGGGAGGGUGGCGAGCAGCCAGGUGGCCGCAUUCGCCUGCGAUGGCCAACAGCGAAGACGAGCAAAAGGGCUUCAAAAACAAGAUGGAGUGACUCAACCUGUGUCCAUGCUCAAUUUCAAAACAGCUUGGAGCUGGGAGAGCUUGAGGCAUCCAAUCCAUGUAGCCGGUUGCUGUGCCCUUCACCAGGUUUCCCUGCUACCAGAGAUGGGAGGGUCUGACGCAGUACUGACACUCUUCCCUUCUCAAGACACCUUCAUAGCCAUGAUAAUACACCUGCUGCAAGAUAACUUUCUGAACCAAAAUUCAGGAAGCUUACAAUAAUCGGUAUAAGACGUCUUUUAUGAGCAAAAUUUUGGUGAGUUAAAACCCAAGCUGAAAGACAGGGAUACUUGGCGGACUUCAGAGCUUCGCUAGUACAAGAACUACUGAUAUCUCUAGCAGGUAUCUAGAGAAUUGUCCUAAAAAUUCCCACGGUAGGGAACUGGUUUGUUUGUGAUCUUGUUGUGCUUGGCUUCUCCUUACUCACCGCUGCCGUGCCUCCUGUGCUGGCGGACCAGCAGGUUUUCCUGGAACAGCUCACGCAUCUGGCACAGAGCUGUGGCACUGUCUGCUGGGUGAAGGGGGACAUAUGCCAUCAGUCAGACUUGAGAAGACUUUUUCUAAUGAAUACCAGUGGUGCAAAGCAUUACAGUGGUUGUCACUACGCAGGUAAAACACUGCAACAGUGACUGAUUUCUCCUAGGUGAAGAUUUAUGUGGUUCUUUUUUCUGUGCAAAGCACAGCUGAAGGAAUGCCGGCAGUUUCUGAGCAGGAACUGCUUUGAAAUCACCCACAGCACAAAUGAAGAUUGUAACCAUGAGACUUUUAUCUCAUCAGAGACACACACUGCUCCUAGAGCAGCACGAGGGGCCAGCUCAGCCUGUCACACGCUGCAGACGAGGAGCCCGUCCUCAGCCUUGCCCUCUGGCAGGUGGUGCCAGUGCUGCUCCUUCAGCCUGGGAGACUUGGUCUUCUGCUAGCUGAGAAGGAACAUGAGACAGCUGUGGCUCUGUGUCUUGUCAAAGGCAUGGUCUAAUUGCCUAAUUUCUCUUCUACCCUUUCUGUGUUGCAGCUUCUGAAGUUUCCUGGAGCGCAGCGGCCCCUACCCGUGCGGGAUGGACCCUGUUGUUCUCAGCUACAUGGACAGCUUGCUGCGGCAGUCAGACCUUGCCUUGCUGGAGCCCCCGAACUGGCUUAACGAUCACAUCAUUGGCUUUGCCUUCGAGUACUUUGCCAGCGACCAGUUCCAAGAAUUUAGCGAUCAGGUUUGCUUUAUCAGCCCCGAAGUGGCUCAGUUCAUCAAAUGUGCCCUUAGCCAGGAAGAAAUAGCCAUAUUCCUUCAACCGCUAGACCUUCUCCACAAGAAGCUGGUGUUCUUGCCCAUCAACGACAACUCCAACCAGGCUGCUGGGGGCACGCACUGGAGCCUACUGGUUUACUUCAGGGACAAAAAGUGCUUCGCCCACUAUGAUUCCCACAGUAAGUGCAACUCUGUCCACGCCAAGCAGGUGGCGGGAAAGCUGGAGGCCUUUUUGGGCAAAAAAGGGGGCAAAGCGACGUUCGUGGAGGAGAAGGCGCCGGCCCAGCAGAACAGCUAUGACUGUGGGAUGUAUGUGAUCUGUAACGCUGAGGCUCUGUGCCAGGGAUACUUCAGGGGCCACCAAGAGCCUUUGCUGCAGCUCCUCACCCCCUCCUACAUCACACAGAAGAGAGCAGACUGGAAAGCCCUCAUCACCAAGCUCGCCCAGAAGUGAUGCUCGUCCCCACCACCGCCUCUCCUGUCCACAGUCACCACCCCCAGUGCCUGAGGGAGGUGCCCACGCGCAGGAUUUUCCCCAAAGAAGAAUGUAACCCCUCCAGCACUGCCACAACCCGCAGUGCCCUCCUCCCAAAGCCUUAGUCUCCUCUGGAAAUCGCUGGCCUUUGAACUUCACACCAGUAAAGCCCCUUUGCUUUCAAAGGAAUCUUCCUAUCAGUGCUGAUUUAUUUAUUUAUUUAUUUUACACUAAUUGCUGUGGCAAAAUGAGGUGCUAAAGAUAGUUCUCCACCUCUGCCCAGCAGGCAACACACCCUCAUUAGGUGGCUUUAAUUAGCUGUGGGCAUUGCUCUUCUGGCCAGGUUUAGCAAUCCCCUUUAAAACCAAGCCCAAAAUGCUUUGUUAUGGACUUUCCUAAUUUGUGCCUACAGCUCGGUGUGUUUGAGAAGUCUAGGAUUUAGCAGCAAGGCUGCAGAAUGCAUGACGCUGAGAUGAUUGUGUCAAGUAGUGAGACUCAAAAAAGAAUGCUGUGAUUAAUUAAAGAUUGGGGCAGGAAACAAAAAAAAGCUGUGUUCUUCAGAUAGGUGCUCCUAGGCUGCGUGAAGGUUGCCUUUUUUCUUUUUUCCUCCCCUUUUUUUUCCCCCCCUUCCCCACCCCUGCCUGCUCUGAUUACAAAUUAAAGCCUGACUCUGAGCUGCUGGAAGAUUAAUAGGAAGCUGAGAAAACAAAUCCUAGGAAAGGAAACUUAAUUGAGAUGGAAAGUGACACUCAGGCUUUGAAGUUUCUUUUCUCAUUACAAUUUUAGGUCAUCUCCAUUUGGCAGGGAGGGUUCUGCAGUGCUCCCCCAACUCUUGUUAUCAUUUGCUGUGCUUUCUCUAGCACAAAACCAGUUCUUGCAUUACUCCAGAUAAAAAAAAAAAACACACCAGGGAGAACAAAGGGGCAGAAUUUGAGGUAUAAAAGCCAAAGAUAAGCACGGUCUCCUCGAAGCUCAAGAUUCAGUCCUUAAUAUACUUCUCUCACGAUCGGCCUACACGAAACACACCUUUUCCUCCAGUGCUGGACUCCGAAGGGGAUCUAAGAGCAGAUCCUAUUAGUAAGAGACAGGACUGGCAGCGGGAAAGCAAACAAGAUGGCGUUGCAGGAUAAGGAAUAAUCUAUAACCACCUGAGAAACGAGGAGCCAGUUGUUCGGGUGGUGUCUGGCAAAGCAACCACACCUCUGGUGCCAGCUGGAUCAGGGAAAUCCAGGAUAAAAAUAACCCACGGAAGAGGCGAGGGAUUGUUUUCAACCUGCAACUCCUCACCUGGCUCAUCCACAGCCCAGCCCCCGAAGUGCUGGUACCAGCACAGAGUAUGGCCAACUGUAGGAUGGGGCAGAAACAUCAAUUUCCCUUGUUUUUAAGAAAAAAGGUAAGUAGAUGCAGCCCCACAGGCGCCUCCAGAACCCAAGCAAAUCAUCGCAGACAGCGGUGGGGUGAAACGAGGCUCCGAGCCGUUACUGACAGCAAGCAGCCAGCAGCACAGGGCUCUCCUCCCAGCACCAGCCCUCCCUGGAAAAUCACCUCCACCACUCAGACAGAUCCAAAAACACAGAAGUUGCCCAAAAGGGCAUCGAGUUGCUUGCCAAGGGGAUUUCUUUUUGAGCAUGGGGCCCGCGUGGCUGAGACGGAGCUACACCACUGCCGCCAAGGCUGAGAGUGCCAUUACCCAGGUGUAACACCUCCACGCCCCACCACCUGCCCCGCAGCACUGAGUGCAGACAAUCACUGCUCAGAGACUGCAGAUGAGCUGCUCAUCGAAUGCAAAUGAAUACUUCUGUCUGUGCUGUGACAACAUCAACUCCCUCAUCUUCCUCCCUGCCCAAGCAAGAGGAGGGAGUGAAGGAAGAAAACGCCUCCUGGGUCCCCCUUCUUCCUGGGGGAACCAUGAAUAAAAUUUAAUUUAAGCCC
This is a messenger RNA of Cygnus atratus (black swan), 5371 nucleotides long. It is a transcript of the gene SENP8, whose product is annotated as SUMO peptidase family member, NEDD8 specific. The record is from RefSeq and is a predicted model, not a curated record. NCBI's taxonomy places the organism in Eukaryota, Metazoa, Chordata, Aves, Anseriformes, Anatidae. Gene Ontology annotation, molecular function: deNEDDylase activity; cysteine-type peptidase activity. Gene Ontology annotation, biological process: proteolysis. The coding region runs from base 2780 to 3418 and encodes 212 amino acids. The transcript has 3 exons.